ACUUAACCAUAUGGUUGAGAAAAAAGGACUUAAACAGCGGAAAGUACUAGAAGACAUAAUUAAACUAAAAUCGAGUAUUAAAGGAAACCGCAUAAAUCAUCUCUUUUAGUAAUAGUUUUCUUGCGACUGUGAAGAGAAUAUUGGAAUAUUCGCAGACGUUAUUAUCACAUCGGAAUUACUGCUGACUACCUAGUAACACAGUUUCUACGCUGACCCUCAGAAUGAUGUGCCUUUACUCAUUAGAAAAUACCUGGGUGGCCAGCAUCGAAAUGUUCAGCCUUUCAGUGAUGAGGAUGCAUCGAUUGAAACAAUGAGCCAUUGCAGUGGUUAUAGUGAUCCUUCCAGUUUUGCUGAAGAUGGACCAGAAGUCCUUGAUGAGGAAGGAACUCAAGAAGACUUAGAGUACAAAUUAAAGGGAUUCAUUGACCUAACUCUGGACAAGAGUGCGAAGACAAGGCAGGCAGCUCUUGAAGGUAUUAAAACUGCACUGGCUUCAAAAAUGCUGUAUGAGUUUAUUCUGGAAAGAAGAAUGACUUUAACUGAUAGCAUUGAACGCUGCCUGAAAAAAGGUAAAAGUGAUGAACAGCGUGCAGCUGCAGCUUUAGCAUCUGUUCUUUGUAUUCAGUUGGGCCCUGGAAUUGAAAGUGAAGAGGUUUUAAAAACUCUUGGACCAAUCCUAAAGAAAAUAAUUUGUGAUGGAACAGCUAGUAUCCAGACUAGGCAAACUUGUGCUACUUGCUUUGGUGUUUGCAGUUUUAUUGCCACAGAUGAUAUUACUGAGCUGUACUCAACUCUGGAAUGUUUGGAGAAUAUCUUCACCAAGUCCUAUCUCAAAGAGAAAGACACUAAUGUUAUUUGCAGCACCCCUAAUACAGUGCUGCAUAUCAGCUCACUUCUUGCAUGGACAUUAUUACUGACCAUAUGCCCAAUCAAUGAAGUCAAGAAAAAGCUUGAGGUGCACUUCCACAAACUUCCAAGCCUCCUCUCUUCUGAUGAUGUAAACAUGAGAAUAGCUGCUGGUGAAUCUUUGGCACUUCUGUUUGAAUUGGCCAGAGGAAUGGACAGUGACUUUUUUUACGAAGAUAUGGAGUCCUUGACGCAGAUGCUUAGGGCUUUGGCUACAGAUGGAAAUAAGCACCGGGCCAAAGUGGACAAGAGAAAGCAGCGCUCUGUGUUCAGGGACAUCCUAAGGGCAGUGGAGGAACGGGAUUUUCCAACAGAAACUGUUAAAUUUGGUCCUGAACGAAUGUAUAUUGAUUGCUGGGUCAAAAAACAUACAUAUGACACCUUUAAAGAGGUUCUUGGAUCAGGAAUGCAGUACCAUUUGCAGUCAAAUGAAUUCCUUCGCAAUGUAUUUGAACUCGGACCCCCGGUGAUGCUUGAUGCUGCAACCCUUAAAACGAUGAAGAUUUCCCGUUUUGAAAGGCAUUUGUAUAAUUCUGCAGCCUUCAAAGCCCGAACAAAAGCUCGAAGCAAAUGUCGAGAUAAGAGAGCAGAUGUAGGAGAAUUCUUUUAGAUUUCUGUACUUAAAGGCUACUUUCUAAUUUCUAUUUUAUUUUUCUUGUAAUUUCUAAUGUAUUUAAACUCUAGAGACAAUUUUCUCUCAUGUCAACAUAGAUAGCUUUUGUAGCUGAGGUUGAUAAUUGCUUAUAAUUUAAUGUAUAGUAUUGCAAAUGGAGAGUUUUGAUUAUUGAAUAUUCUUUGUGAAUAUAAUCAAACAUGAAUAAA
Talpa occidentalis (Iberian mole) is the source of this 1728-nucleotide messenger RNA. It is a transcript of the gene IFRD1, whose product is annotated as interferon related developmental regulator 1. Gene Ontology annotation, cellular component: nucleus. The record is from RefSeq and is a predicted model, not a curated record. NCBI's taxonomy places the organism in Eukaryota, Metazoa, Chordata, Mammalia, Eulipotyphla, Talpidae. The transcript has 12 exons. The coding region runs from base 311 to 1516 and encodes 401 amino acids.